This is a messenger RNA of Rubroshorea leprosula, 2870 nucleotides long. Lineage: Eukaryota; Viridiplantae; Streptophyta; Magnoliopsida; Malvales; Dipterocarpaceae. The record is from the annotation of a GenBank genome assembly.
CUCAUCCCGAGUUAAGCUCAUAACUCACAGAGUUAGCUCAGUCACUCUCCCUCUUUCUUCUCAGUAAGUCUCCGAAGUCCAAGACUCUUUUGACCCAUUGCUUCCAAAAUCUCCGCCGAAACACAUCUCCAGUGGCUUCCGCCGGUUCGUUUUUGCCUCUCUAAAACUCAGCUGAACUCUUUGAUUACUCGCUUUCUCUCACUUUCAGCAGAAACCCAGCAAAAAGUUUUGAUCUUUAAAGCCAUUUUGUCUCUGAAAAUUUUCAAUGGCGUCUACACCGGGCUUUACAUCACCGCCAAAUCCAUAUCAGAACAACCAGCACCCGUCACACAACAAUUUUAAGCAUCGCCGCCGCCACCACAACCGUCGCCAGAGCCACUCCCGAGAGUUGGGUUCUGGGAGACCCCCAUUCGCAGCCGGCAAUGCUGCCGGACCAGCCACCGGUUCCACGCCCAACUCACUGCCGUCGGGAACCAGCUUCCCUACUCUUUCCCCCGAGUUCUCUGGCCGCCGCUCCACCCGCAUCUAUUCCAAGCUUCACCUUGGUCGCCCCAGAAGCAUGGCUAAUACUCCCCACACUGCUCUCGCGGAGGAGGUCCUUGAAUACAUCAAGAAUACUCGAAACGUUGAUAAUAUUCUAUUAUCUUUCGAGAACGAGCUCUGCAGCUCCAAAGAUUACAUUUACUUGCUGAAGGAGCUUGGAAACAUUGGUGAGUGGGAGAAGGCUCUAAGAUGUUUCCAAUUUGCCAUGGAAAGAGAAACACGGAGGGUUGAUAGGGGGAAAUUGGCGAGCAACAUAAUCAGCACUCUCGGAAGGUUGGGGAAAAUUGAGAUUGCCAAGAGUAUUUUCGAAACCGCAUUCAAUGAGGGUUACGGGAAUACUGUUUUCUGCUUUUCAGCUUUGGUAAGUGCUUACGGAAAAUGUGGGUUGUGCAAGGAGGCUCUGAAGACAUUUGAUGCAAUGAUAGAUUAUGGAAUAAGUCCUAACUUAGUUGCCUAUAAUUCAGUGAUUGAUGCCUGUGCAAAAGGGGGCGUUGAGUUUAAUAGGGUUUGGGAGUUUUUUAACGAAAUGUUGAGGGAUGGUAUUGAGCCGGACCUUGUUACCUUCAAUUGCUUGAUUGCUGUUUGCAGUAGAGUUGGAGAUUGGCAGAGAGCCGGGAAUUUGUUCAACCAGAUGAUUGCGAAAGGUAUUCAAACAGACGUUUUCACUUUCAAUACCUAUCUUGAUGCACUUUGUAAAAGUGGUCAAAUGGAUUUGGCUUUCAGUAUUAUGCAAGAAAUGCCCAGAAAUGGUGUUACGCCUAAUCUUGUGACUUACAGCACUAUGCUUGAUGGAUAUUCUAAGGCUAAUAGAUUUGAAGAUGUUGUCUGUGUGCUUGAGGAAAUGAAAUCUUUGGGAUUUGUUUUUGAUAGAAUUUUAUAUAAUACAUUGGUUACUGCUUAUGGGAAGCUUGGUAGGCUUCGCGAGGUGAUAAAUUUGUGCAAUGAGAUGAAGGCUGCUGGUAUCAGCAGGGAUUCUGUGACUUACAAUGCACUUCUGCAAGCUUUUGGUAAACAGGGGAGGAUUGAAGAAGCAAGAAGGGUGUUUUUGGAGAUGAAAGCAUCCAAUCAACGUCCAAAUUUAUUGACUUACUCCUCGCUGGUGGGUGCCUAUUUAAAACAUGGUUUGCUUCCGGAGGCAUUGGAGGUGCUGAGGGAACAAAAGGAGCAAGGAUUCAAGCCUGAUGUUGUGCUCUACAGUACUGUCGUUAAUGCUGCAUGCAAGUAUGGAUCGGUGGAAUCUGCAGUAUGGUUGAUUCAUGAAAUGAUAAAAGAAGGAAUUACUCCCAAUGUUGUCACGUUCAAUUCAAUCAUCUAUUCUUUUGGACAUGCUGGAGAUUCAGAAUGCACUCUGCAAUGUGAAUCUUCCUCUUCUGUGACCACAGAGAUUGAUGCUGAAAAAGAGAUGGCAGAUGCAGAGGAUAACCAGAUUAUAAAGGUUUUCGGGCUGCUAGUGUCUGGGAAAGGAAGAGAUAACAGAGGCAGGGGGGACCUCUUUUGUAUUCUGGACCUCGUUCGACAGAUGCACCAUUUGAAUGUUAAACCAAAUGUGGUGACUUUCUCUGCGAUACUGAAUGCUUGCAGCCGCUGCAAUUCAUUCAGUGAUGCCUCCAUGUUAUUGGAGGAGCUGAGGGUGUUUGACAAUCGGGUUUAUGGGGUGGCGUAUGGGCUUCUGAUGGGCUACUUGGGAAGUGCUUGGCUUCAAGCUCUGUCCCUCUUUGAUGAAUUAAGACGGAUGGAUUCUGAAACCACAUCAGCCUUCUACAAUGCUCUGACAGAUGUGCUAUGGCACUUUGAUCAGAGAUACGGAGCCCAGCUAGUUGCGCUUGAAGCGAAAUACAGGCAAGUGUGGGACAAUGCAUGGUCUGAUUCUUGCUUGGAUUUGCACCUCAUGUCCACAGGAGCUGCUCAAGCAAUGGUCCAUGCAUGGCUCCUAAGUAUACAUGCAGUUGUACUUCAAGGCUAUCAGUUGCCUCAACUUUUAAGCAUUUUGACCGGCUGGGGCAAGCACAGCAAGGUGGUUGGUGCUGGCACACUAAGGAGGGUCAUCGAGGCACUCCUCAGAGCAAUAGGUGCACCUUUUCAUCUUUGUAAGCGUAACUUGGGCAGAUUUAUAUCACAAGGACCUAUGGUUGCUGCCUGGUUAAGAGAAUCUGGCACCUAUGAUGUCCUUGUUCUUAGAGAUGCCAGAACUCAGCCUGGAUACCCAAUGUAUGCCCCCUUCCCCAGCUACCCGCCGCUCACCUACAACAUGUAAUUCUCUGCAUUAUCUGCAGUUUUUGUUUUCAACAUGUUUUUCGGAAAUCCCCUCAACUGGAGAAAAAAAUUGU